AUGGACAUAAUUAUUAUGGUAACGGUGCUUAUGGACAACCUAAUCAUGGAGGCCAUGGAUAUCAGCCGGGUUAUUAUAACAAUACAUUAUGAUGGACAUGGAGGACAUGGAGGUUAUCCACCAUAUAUUCAUAAUCCUCAAAAUAAUAACAAAGUUAAUCAACAAGGACCAAUUGAUCAAAGACAAAUAAUACAUUAUGGAGGACAUGGAGGUUAUGGUGGACAUGGAAGUUAUGGUGGACAUGGAGGUUAUGGAGGUUAUGGAGGACAUGGAGGAUAUGGAGGACCAUCAGUAGUCUAUCAUCAGCCAGUAGGAUAUGUAGAUGGUGUAGGAGGAGGCCCUGGCUAUCAACCGCAACCACAGCCACCUAAUUAUGGGUGGUAUGGGCGUCGAAAAUAA
Messenger RNA from Oppia nitens, 399 nucleotides. RefSeq lists its product as uncharacterized. The transcript is spliced from 2 exons. Lineage: Eukaryota; Metazoa; Arthropoda; Arachnida; Sarcoptiformes; Oppiidae. The coding region runs from base 1 to 399 and encodes 132 amino acids. The record is from RefSeq and is a predicted model, not a curated record.